AUGGUUGAGCUCGUGAGUUUCAAGCCGGAGUUCAUUAGCACGUUCAAGAGCGUGCCCAACGAGAGCCUCCUGACGAUCAAGAAGCUGACGCCAGUGUUGCUUAGUGCAAAAACGAAGCGAGGCAAGAAGAACGAGAACAAGCUGAUGAUGUACAUCAUCAAGCGAGGUGACUUUGGAAUGGACAUGGAUCCUUUGUCGUGCGCUGUUCCCAACGUUGUCGAGUUCGGACCGGAUUGGCGAGCUGGAAUCAUCAAUGGCGACGUCAUCUUUUGCUUUUUCAGCCCUACCGUUAUCGAGGACGAACAAGAGAUGGUUGGGCUUGUGAGUUUCAAGCCGGAGUUCAUUAGCACGUUCAAGAGCGUGCCCAACGAGAGCCUCCUGACGAUCAAGAAGCUGACGCCAGUGUUGCUUAGUGCAAAAACGAAGCGAGGCAAGAAGAACGAGAACAAGCUGAUGAUGUACAUCAUCAAGCGAGGUGACUUUGGAAUGGACAUGGAUCCUUUGUCGUGCGCUGUUCCCAACGUUGUCGAGUUCGGACCGGAUUGGCGAGCUGGAAUCAUCAAUGGCGACGUCAUCUUUUGCUUUUUCAGCCCUACCGUUAUCGAGGACGAACAAGAGAUGGUUGGGCUUGUGAGUUUCAAGCCGGAGUUCAUUAGCACGUUCAAGAGCGUGCCCAACGAGAGCCUCCUGACGAUCAAGAAGCUGACGCCAGUGUUGCUUAGUGCAAAAACGAAGCGAGGCAAGAAGAACGAGAACAAGCUGAUGAUGUACAUCAUCAAGCGAGGUGACUUUGGAAUGGACAUGGAUCCUUUGUCGUGCGCUGUUCCCAACGUUGUCGAGUUCGGACCGGAUUGGCGAGCUGGAAUCAUCAAUGGCGACGUCAUCUUUUGCUUUUUCAGCCCUACCGUUAUCGAGGACGAACAAGAGAUGGUUGGGCUUGUGAGUUUCAAGCCGGAGUUCAUUAGCACGUUCAAGAGCGUGCCCAACGAGAGCCUCCUGACGAUCAAGGUCCUGCGCCAGACCAAGCAAGAUACGCCGACCGACGGAUACCACGUCGCUCGCGUCAACCGCUUGCGAACGAAGCUGACGCCAGUGUUGCUUAGUGCAAAAACGAAGCGAGGCAAGAAGAACGAGAACAAGCUGAUGAUGUACAUCAUCAAGCGAGGUGACUUUGGAAUGGACAUGGAUCCUUUGUCGUGCGCUGUUCCCAACGUUGUCGAGUUCGGACCGGAUUGGCGAGCUGGAAUCAUCAAUGGCGACGUCAUCUUUUGCUUUUUCAGCCCUACCGUUAUCGAGGACGAACAAGAGAUGGUUGGGCUUGUGAGUUUCAAGCCGGAGUUCAUUAGCACGUUCAAGAGCGUGCCCAACGAGAGCCUCCUGACGAUCAAGAAGCUGACGCCAGUGUUGCUUAGUGCAAAAACGAAGCGAGGCAAGAAGAACGAGAACAAGCUGAUGAUGUACAUCAUCAAGCGAGGUGACUUUGGAAUGGACAUGGAUCCUUUGUCGUGCGCUGUUCCCAACGUUGUCGAGUUCGGACCGGAUUGGCGAGCUGGAAUCAUCAAUGGCGACGUCAUCUUUUGCUUUUUCAGCCCUACCGUUAUCGAGGACGAACAAGAGAUGGUUGGGCUUGUGAGUUUCAAGCCGGAGUUCAUUAGCACGUUCAAGAGCGUGCCCAACGAGAGCCUCCUGACGAUCAAGAAGCUGACGCCAGUGUUGCUUAGUGCAAAAACGAAGCGAGGCAAGAAGAACGAGAACAAGCUGAUGAUGUACAUCAUCAAGCGAGGUGACUUUGGAAUGGACAUGGAUCCUUUGUCGUGCGCUGUUCCCAACGUUGUCGAGUUCGGACCGGAUUGGCGAGCUGGAAUCAUCAAUGGCGACGUCAUCUUUUGCUUUUUCAGCCCUACCGUUAUCGAGGACGAACAAGAGAUGGUUGGGCUUGUGAGUUUCAAGCCGGAGUUCAUUAGCACGUUCAAGAGCGUGCCCAACGAGAGCCUCCUGACGAUCAAGAAGCUGACGCCAGUGUUGCUUAGUGCAAAAACGAAGCGAGGCAAGAAGAACGAGAACAAGCUGAUGAUGUACAUCAUCAAGCGAGGUGACUUUGGAAUGGACAUGGAUCCUUUGUCGUGCGCUGUUCCCAACGUUGUCGAGUUCGGACCGGAUUGGCGAGCUGGAAUCAUCAAUGGCGACGUCAUCUUUUGCUUUUUCAGCCCUACCGUUAUCGAGGACGAACAAGAGAUGGUUGGGCUUGUGAGUUUCAAGCCGGAGUUCAUUAGCACGUUCAAGAGCGUGCCCAACGAGAGCCUCCUGACGAUCAAGAAGCUGACGCCAGUGUUGCUUAGUGCAAAAACGAAGCGAGGCAAGAAGAACGAGAACAAGCUGAUGAUGUACAUCAUCAAGCGAGGUGACUUUGGAAUGGACAUGGAUCCUUUGUCGUGCGCUGUUCCCAACGUUGUCGAGUUCGGACCGGAUUGGCGAGCUGGAAUCAUCAAUGGCGACGUCAUCUUUUGCUUUUUCAGCCCUACCGUUAUCGAGGACGAACAAGAGAUGGUUGGGCUUGUGAGUUUCAAGCCGGAGUUCAUUAGCACGUUCAAGAGCGUGCCCAACGAGAGCCUCCUGACGAUCAAGAAGCUGACGCCAGUGUUGCUUAGUGCAAAAACGAAGCGAGGCAAGAAGAACGAGAACAAGCUGAUGAUGUACAUCAUCAAGCGAGGUGACUUUGGAAUGGACAUGGAUCCUUUGUCGUGCGCUGUUCCCAACGUUGUCGAGUUCGGACCGGAUUGGCGAGCUGGAAUCAUCAAUGGCGACGUCAUCUUUUGCUUUUUCAGCCCUACCGUUAUCGAGGACGAACAAGAGAUGGUUGGGCUUGUGAGUUUCAAGCCGGAGUUCAUUAGCACGUUCAAGAGCGUGCCCAACGAGAGCCUCCUGACGAUCAAGGUCCUGCGCCAGACCAAGCAAGAUACGCCGACCGACGGAUACCACGUCGCUCGCGUCAACCGCUUGCGAACGGUGAAAACAAAGGCGGCGAAGCUGUCGCAGAUCUUGACACUGCAAAAGGAAAAUUCGCACCGCUAG
This is a messenger RNA of Hyaloperonospora brassicae, 3072 nucleotides long. The record is from the annotation of a GenBank genome assembly. NCBI's taxonomy places the organism in Eukaryota, Oomycota, Peronosporomycetes, Peronosporales, Peronosporaceae.